ACCUACAUCUCCCGGCUCAGACCCGGGGCGCUUCGCAAUGCCAGUGCUCCAGCAAACCCGUGCCGAAGAUCAUGGGCUGUGACGCAUGCCUUUAAUCCCAACGCUCAGAAGGCAGAGACAGGCAAAUCUCAGUGAGUCUGAGGCCAGCCUGGUCUAUACAGGAAGUUCCAGGACAGCCAGGGUAAUGUAAAGAGACUAUCUAAACCACAAACUAGUACUGAACCUCUGGUCGCCACCUCCGCGCUCCCAGCCCCACCCCUCUAGAGCCUCCGCAGCCCUCCACAGGCCCCGCCCCGCCGCUCUAGCCGGAGCUCCUCUCGUUAGUGGAUGUGAGUCCAGUGACCUCAGGGCUCCAAAAAGUUUGGAACUGAAUCUCUUCUAAUGUCUACUCAAAGGUCUCUGGAACUCGAGGUUCCUGAAGAGCUCCACUAAGGACUCCAGAUCGCCAGCCUCUGUGUGUACUUCUCUCCUAAUUUGAAGAUUCAUUUCCUAUCUCCUCAAACUCACUACUAUUCAACGUGUCAUGGUUUCCAAACCCAGGACUGAAUGGAGCACUGUCCUGUCCCACCUGGUAUUGGCAGGGGUGUCCCUGCAUGCAGCGGUGAGCUCUGUACAGUCCAGUCGAGGAGCAGCUGCCGGCUUCCUGCUCCAGACCUUUGCUGCCAUCAUUAUGUUGGCCCCAGGGCCGAGCACACAUGAAGACUGUCUCGCUGGAGCUUGGGUUGCCACAGUCAUCGGUCUGCCUCUUCUGGCCUUCGAUUUUCACUGGGUGAAUGGGGACCGCUCUUCUGCCAACCUGCUUCUGGGAGGAGGCAUGGUGCUGGCAGUGGCUGGUGAUCACCUGGGCCCUGAAGGGUGCUCUGUCGCUGGGCAGGCAGUACUGCUGGUGGUUGCAGUGACCAUCCUUAUUGUGGCUGUUUUCACAGCUAACACUUACGGGAUGUGGGGGGGUACCCUGCUGGGUGUGGCAGGCCUCUUGAGCAGGCUGGAAGAAGACAGGCUGCUACUGCUGCCAAAGGAGGAUGUCUGUCGUUGGGCCCUGGCUGCAGGUAGUUGGGCCUAUUGCAGGGCCCUGCACACACAGCGCCUGCAGUGGGAGUGAUUGUAGCACUGAUUGGGGCUUCUGUGCCAGGUACUACUAUGCCUCCUACCUGCCCACAUGUAGAGCCUGUUAUAAUUUUACUAAUGGGCAGAGCUUGGGUGCUAUCCCUUCUCUAGUCAUGCAUGUGUGGAAGUUUACCUAAACCAGAAUGCUAACAACAGGUCUUCAGGACACUUGGGGCCUGGGAGGAACAUGGUUGUGAGUCAGAGACCUGAUUUCCAAUAAACGUAAGGAAUAUACAGGA
Messenger RNA from Mus musculus (house mouse), 1346 nucleotides. RefSeq names its product transmembrane protein 276 (gene Tmem276). Gene Ontology annotation, cellular component: membrane. The transcript has 3 exons. NCBI's taxonomy places the organism in Eukaryota, Metazoa, Chordata, Mammalia, Rodentia, Muridae. The record is from RefSeq and is marked validated. Bases 524 to 1102 code for a protein of 192 amino acids.